Molecule: messenger RNA, 4303 nt
Organism: Epinephelus lanceolatus (giant grouper)
Lineage: Eukaryota; Metazoa; Chordata; Actinopteri; Perciformes; Serranidae
Product: selenocysteine insertion sequence-binding protein 2-like
Biological process (GO): selenocysteine incorporation
Cellular component (GO): ribonucleoprotein complex; mitochondrion
Molecular function (GO): mRNA 3'-UTR binding; selenocysteine insertion sequence binding; ribonucleoprotein complex binding
Source: RefSeq, a predicted model, not a curated record
GCUGCUAACUGCUAUGUUAUCAAACAGGCUGCUUAGCCAACACACUGUUGCUAUUGGUAGAUAAAUGUAGCAGCGUUGUGACAGGGAGUCUGACAACACAUGGAAUAUCGAGUGAACAUGCGGACAUGUGACUGCGUGUAGGAAAACCUGAAGAUGGACAAGGAGAGCAAACUGUCAUCUGCUGUCCAGUCUCAUGACAACAAGCAUCCGAGGAGGCAGGGAAAGGAGCCUGCUGAGACACACAUGAUGAUGUUCCCAAAUCCUUAUGUGUCCGACGAGAGUUUAAGAGGGAGCCGGUCAUCAGGUCUGAGCGCAAAGCAGAGUUCAUCAAAUGGAGUGACAGCAGGAAGAGGAGAUGUGUCAAGGAGUCAUGGCUACAGCAACAGCCGUCGUGUUAGAGACACCACUGAUGAUUUUCUGCAGAGAGACAGGUUUACACGGGAUCCGCAAGGAAAGACAUCAAAAGGAAGCAGUGGCUCUCUGGUGCAAGGGGGAGUCAUGAGCAAAAUCUUAUGGGAUUCACAGAAAAAAGGUUUUAGAGGUGCCAGAUCUGCCCCAAACUCUGCAGGCAAGUCAAAACCAGCACAGGAAGGCUUGAUCCCAUUUGAAGUGAAGAUGACUGAUUUCCCAGAGUUGGCUGGUGGUUCCCUGGGCAGAGCUGGUCCUCCUCUUGUUCAGAGGGAGUGCUGGGGUCCAACUCAAACGCAAGGGUCGGCAUCUUCCUGGAGGUCUGUCAGCAGAGGAUCCCCAACACAGCCUGACCCCCAACAAACUGCCAGUAACGCUAAGUCAGAUUCCUCCACUGCUUCACCAGGUCAGUCGGUGGUUACUUCCUGGGCUAAUGUUGCCUCCCAGCCUCCAAAGAAACCUGUCCCGAAAGAGAAGACAAUCAGCAGCAACCACAUGCAGGCGGAGGAAAUGGCAGCUCAGCAAGAUGAGGGAGCUCCAGGGAAGAAGAAACGAAAGAAAAAGAAGAAGAAAGCUAAAAGUGCUGGCGAGGAUGCAGAAGCUGAGUCAGAGGAGCCAGUACUUUACCAGGAGCCUCCAAAAUUUGAGGAUGAAGAAGAGUUUCCAGGCUUGACUCCUGCUGUGACUGUGACUGACAGAUUGAUAACAAGCAGCUAUGCAGCAAAACUAUGCAAACAGGAAAACCAAAGAGAAGGUGUGCAGCAUCAGUCUGCCGACCAAACCAAGGACAGAUCAUCUGCUGCAAAAUCUCAGCCUGCAGAGGCAGCGAAAAUAGGACAGAAAGCUGAAAAGGUGUCUGGGAAGAAGAGCAAAGCUCCUGUUCAGCUGGACAUCGGAAACAUGUUGGCUGCCCUGGAAAAGAAGCAAUCUCAAAAAGCCAAGCAGGACGCCAAGCCAGUCAUUCUCUCAGUUGGUGGAGGACUACCUGUUGUCCAGAAGCAGCCAUUAGUCCAGAAGAAGCCUCCCUGGCAGCAGGAUAAAAUUGCUCACAACCCCCUGGACUCCACCAGCCCUUUGGUGAAGAAAGGCAAGCAGAGAGAGGUACCCAAAGCCAAGAAACCCACUCCUCUCAAGAAGGUCAUUCUGAAAGAAAGGGAGGAGAGGAAACAGAGACGUCUGCUGGAGGAGAGAGGGCUGCUGCCUGAAGAUGAGUUCAAACCUGCAGCUGAUGAUGCAGAAGAAGAAGAAGAGCAGUGUGACACAAAUACUGCAGCCCCAGAUGAGGUUGGAAGUCCCACAGAGGAACUUGAUGAGUCAGAAUUUAAUGGCACAAACGAGAUCGUGAAAGAGGGAGAUGAGGAGGCAGACAAAGACGAGAACAUAGAGCAAGAAACCACCUCGCCUGUGCCCUGCCCAGCCAGUCGACCCAAAAUCCACAGCAGAAAGUUUAGAGACUAUUGCAGCCAGAUGCUGAGCAAAGAUGUGGACGAGUGUGUGAAGGCUCUGCUGAAGGAGCUGGUCCGUUUUCAGGACCGCCUGUAUCAGAAGGACCCCAUGAAGGCGCGCAUGAAAAGACGCAUUGUGAUGGGGCUCAGAGAGGUCCUGAAGCACCUCAAACUCAGGAAGGUCAAGUGUGUCGUCAUCUCACCCAACUGUGAACGCAUCCAGUCCAAAGGAGGCCUGGAUGAGGCUCUAUACACCAUCAUCGACACAUGUCGUGAGCAGGGGGUGCCGUUCGUGUUUGCCCUCUCCAGGAAAGCUUUGGGUCGCUGUCUCAACAAGGCAGUGCCAGUCAGCCUGGUGGGCAUCUUCAACUAUGAUGGCGCACAGGACUUCUAUCAUAAGAUGAUCGAGUUGUCUUCUGAGGCCAGGAGAGCUUAUGAGGAGAUGGUGUCGAGCCUGGAGCAGACAGGCCCGGCGGAGGCAGAGGAGGAGGGGAACACUGAGGAGGAGCUGCAGAUCAGUAGCCUGGCUGAGGAGGCUCAUCCCGAACCUGACGCUACACAGCCAGAGGAACCAGAGUACAUUAAAAUUUGGAAGCAAAUGUUGGAGAAGGAUUACAACCACAAAUUUCUGAACUUUGAGGAGCAGCUGAGCUCCAUGCGCUUGGACAGUGAAUGUACUGAAAACACUGAUGAAGAUGAGAAGAGUUGACAGUGGUGAAUCCCUUUGUGCCUAAAAACAAUGUUAACCCACUCGUGCUGAAACUAGGAUGGACUUGAUCCCACAUGCAGAAAAAGAGCAAUGGAAGGUGCUCUGCUGCAGCGGUUCUUAACCUGGGGGUUUUGGCAGGAGAUAAUCUUGUUGCUAAUGUUUGAAAUGAAUUAUGAAUUCAUUUAUUUUCUUUUUGAAAAAAGUCAUAUUUUUGUGUUUGAGUUUAAGAUAAUUGGGCAGAGCUGUGUGCUUUAAGACUGUAUGUGGGUUACAAUCUGGAGAGGUUUAAUCACUGACUCAUUAGGACCAAAUCACUCACUUGAAGAAAUCCCACAAUAUAAACUUUCAAUCAUGAUGUCUGUGAACAUGAGUAGAGGAUGUGUAGGGGGUUUAUGUACUGAAUGUGUGUAGAUUAGAAUAACAGCAGUGAUAUGAAAUUAUCAGGAGUGACGUCUGCCCUGGAGCCAUUAUGUUGCUUUUUUUUCUUGUAAUCAGUUCUGUUCAGGUCAAAGUAUGUUACCAGCAUUUUUGUCUUUUUAUUGACACAGACAUUAGAGAGAUGUCAGGAAAUGCAGGGAGAGAAAAGGUGAAUCACAACUUCCCAGCCAAACUCAACCUACAGGCAUUGCAGUUACAUGGUCAGUGUCUUAAUAUGGGCUCAAAUGAGAUCCAGUAUGGUUUUAAGCUUGUGAAAUGAUGGUUGUUAUCACCCUUUUUAAAACUGGGGAAACUCUGCGUGAGAAAUUCAAGUUUGUGAACGUAGAAAACAUUUUAUUUUAUUGUGUUUUUGAGAAACUCAAAGCUUCCACAUUGCAUGACACUGUAGUUACAAUCUGUACAGAAACACCAUGCUUUAGGCUGUUAAAGCAAGGCCAAACAUUUGUACCCUUUAACUUAAGGCUGUGCCCCAAUUCCAUACCGAUUGCAAACAGCAUAUACUUUAUAUUAUUUUUAUUUUCUUGCUGUUCGCAUACAAGAAAACAACACACUAAAUUUAUACAAACAGGAAAUUAUACAAUACUUGUGCCAUUGUUCACAGUGCAACUUUAAAAAUGCCAUUACUGACUUUAAGAUGUCCUAUGUGCAUUUCAUUGGGUUUUGGGGCGAUAGUGUACAUCAACAUGGAUUCGUUACUUUAGUGUUGCACAUAGUUUGGGAAGUUUGAGUGCUGAGUUUCUCACAGAGUUUGCUUUUGAAUCUAUAUUGAGAUGUAAACCAAGUAUUUUUCCUAAGUGUUGAUGUGACCUUACUGUUGAUAUAAUUCGUGCACAGAUGUAUUUACACAUUCUCAAGAGAUUUUUCUACAACUACAGAUCUUGCCGACAUAUUCAUGUUUUUGCUUGCUUACAAAGAGUGAUAUACAAGCACAGACUUCAGAAUUAUUUCUGAGCAUAAUUUCACGAACACAAAAUCUUAUCGACUCUUAUUUGAGCCCACUGUCUUAAACCCUCCUAGGACACCAUGGCAAGCCUAGGUUCAGUUUAGAGUUAAAAAAUGGAGAUACACCCAUGGUGAGGAAAUUAAACUAUGAAAUAGCAUAAUGAUAUAACAGGAGAAAUUAUGGUAUCUAAAGUGCUAGGUGUCAAUCAUGCGUUAAAAGAGCCAAUAAAGGACAAAAUUUGAAAUGGGCAAAAUAAAUGACCAGAACUGAGAUUGUAAAGCAGAGAAGACAUUUGAUUGUGACUAUUAAGACUCGAGAAAUUGCUCAUAUAAACAUUUCAGUUGUGGAACAGUGAUGUUA